Ziziphus jujuba (common jujube) is the source of this 849-nucleotide messenger RNA. Its product is annotated as probable LRR receptor-like serine/threonine-protein kinase At3g47570. The transcript has a single exon. Lineage: Eukaryota; Viridiplantae; Streptophyta; Magnoliopsida; Rosales; Rhamnaceae. Gene Ontology annotation, molecular function: ATP binding; protein kinase activity; protein binding. Gene Ontology annotation, biological process: protein phosphorylation. The coding region runs from base 1 to 849 and encodes 282 amino acids. The record is from RefSeq and is a predicted model, not a curated record.
AUGUGGAGCCUUAGUAAUGUUUGGUUUAUGAAUUUCUUGGUUAACUCCCUCGCUGGCCAUCUUCCUCUUAAGAUUGGAAAGUUGGUGAACCUGCAAAUGUUGGAUCUAUCCUAUAAUCAAUUAUCAGCAAGUGUUCCACAAAUGUUAUCCAAUCUGAAGAUGUUGCAGCAAUUGAAUCUUUCAAACAAUGCAUUCCAAGGCAACAUUCCUACGAGUAUUGGGGACUUAGCGAGCCUUGAAUCAUUAGAUCUCUCAUCCAACAAUUUAUCUGGCAUCAUACCCCAGUUUUUGGAGAAGUUUCAUUAUCUUACCUACUUAAAUCUGUCUUUCAAUAUGUUAAAUGGCCCAGUUCCUGUCAAUAAAGCUUUUGCAAACUUCACCCUCCAGUCUUUCAUGGGAAACCCUGAUUUAUGCGGCAACUCAAAGCUCAAGCUCCCACCUUGCCCAAACACAACUCCUUCAAAAUCAAGAAAGGCAAUGUUCAUGCUCAAAUAUAUUAUUUCUCCAAUUGCUGCUGUGAUACUUGUGGCAUUAUUGAUAAUUCUGUCUAUCAAAAGGAGAAACAGCAAAAAUCAACCAUCCUCUGAGAUUGAUUUAUCAAUAAAUUUGGGCCACAAACACAUUUCAUACUAUGAGCUCCUUAGAGCAAUUGAUAUUCUAAUCGAAGUAAACUUGCUAGGAAGUGGAAGCUUUGGUUCUGUGUACAAAGGAACCAUGUCAGAUGGAGAGAUUGUUGCUGUUAAAGUCUUCGAUUUGGAAGUUGAGGGAGCAAUAAAAUCUUUUGACAGAGAAUGUCAAGUGCUGAGGAACAUGAGGCGCAAAAACCUUGUGAAGAUCAUAAGUUCAUGA